This is a messenger RNA of Rotaria sp. Silwood1, 600 nucleotides long. The record is from the annotation of a GenBank genome assembly. Lineage: Eukaryota; Metazoa; Rotifera; Eurotatoria; Philodinida; Philodinidae.
AUGAUUUCAAAAAAACUCGGCUACAAACAUGUUGGAGUGCACAAUCUUUGCUCAACAUGGUUAGUGAGCCCACAAGAUUCAAUUCGAAUUGCUAACUUGACAAUCCAUAUCGGAAGAUAUCUGCUUCAAAAUGAAUUCGGUCGACAUAUUUCCGGUCUUGAAGAUCUACCAACGAUCGGCGAAUGGCCAAAAUGGUGGCGUGGUGUUACAUCUUUAUAUGCUGCCGAAAUAGCAAUCAACCACAUCUACUCAUCAACUCUAGGUCAUCAACAUGAAUCUUCUGUAUUAGACCAUCCAGCAGAUUCACAAAGUUCUCUGUGGAAUGCUUGGCAUAUUCAUUGUUUACAUAAUCCAACAUAUUUUUCAAAAUUCCGACAUCGAGAUGAUCUUUAUUAUUUUCUUCGCUACUCUCAAGCCAGACGAAUUCGAAUUAUUAAGAAUUACUAUUCCGUAGAACUGAUAGUCAGACGACUAAUCAAUCAAUUCGAAGCGAUGUACACCAGAAAUGAAACAGUUCAAGAAAAGAUCACUGUUCGUGACUAUGUAACCGUUUUAGCUUGGAGAAAAGCUUAUGCAGCAACAGGGGCUAUCAACUUGUAA